UCUUCUGUUUUGGCGUCGUCGUCUUCUCCGGCGUGGCCACAUUUUUCCGGCGGGAGAGUUUCCGACGGCGCUGGAUUCUAAGUCCAACAAACAUUACCUCUUCGGCUCAUCAAACUUUCUCUGCUCUGUAAUCAAUUUUUGGAUCUGGAAAUAGGCUUGGUCUGAAAUCUGAAUGAUAUGAACCUUUGGUUGUCUUGAAUCGACUUUCUUUUUGGUAAUAUCUGUAGAUCUGUCCGAAGCAAUUUUCUUCUUGUUCUUCUGUUCGAGUGGUUAAAUUCAAACAAACACACCCAUCACGAUGUUGUUGGGAGGAACAUAAUAUCGCAAAAUAUGAAAGGCACUUCAGCAGAAAUACUGCUUGAGGUUGGAUUGUUGAUUCCGAUAAGAUUCUCCGGCGAGAAUUAUGAGCUGCAACGGCUGCAGAAUCCUCCGGAAAGGCUGCUCCGCCGACUGCGUCCUCCGACCAUCUCUGAACUGGAUCUCCUCCGCCGACGCCCAGGCCAACGCCACUCUCUUCCUCGCCAAAUUCUACGGCCGCGCCGGCCUCCUCAAUCUCAUCAAUGCCGCCGCGUCGCCGCCCCUCCGCUCCGAGAUUUUUAGGUCACUGCUGUACGAGGCCUGCGGGAGGAUUAUAAAUCCGGUGUACGGCUCCGUCGGGCUGAUGUCGUCGGGAAAUUGGUCGCGCUGCCAGGCCGCCGUCGACGCCGUUUUUCAGGGAGGUCCAAUCGCCGCCGCCCCCGCCGCCGCCGCGGCGGGUGAUUCUUCCGCCGUCCUCAGCUGCGACAUUCGCCACCUGUCCAAGGACUCCCCCGGCCGGCCCGUGACCCGGACCCGGACCCGGAAGAGGAGACGGGUCGAGUCGUCGGAUUCUGAGGCGGAGAUGAAGUUCACUAUUACGGGGUGGGACUACGGCGGCGAAGAUUACGACUCGGCCUCCGUGGAGACGGUCGAGCCGGCGUUGGUGAACCGGGUUGAGUAUCCGGUUCGUGCUGAGCCGGAGCUGCUUAGCCUGGACUUGUGCUUGGGGCCCAAUCCACUGCGACGAGCGUACGGUUUUACAGUGGUCGAUAUUUCCGACAGCGAAACCUGAAUUAAUUUAAUUUAAUUAAAUUAAUUAAGAGUUUUAGUUUAGAAAUUAUAAUAAUCUCUGUUUGUUUUGGGGAUUGUUAUUUUUGCAGAUGUCUGAGAGUGUGAGUUAGGUAAAAUUGCAAUUAAUUAGUGGUUGCAAUGAGAAAUAUAUAUUUUAUAAUUUUAAUCCUCCAAUUUAGGGCUAUUUUCUCGAUUCGGCUUUUUGUAUUUUCUGUUGUAUAUUUUGGUUAAUGA
Andrographis paniculata is the source of this 1323-nucleotide messenger RNA. Its product is annotated as LOB domain-containing protein 41-like. NCBI's taxonomy places the organism in Eukaryota, Viridiplantae, Streptophyta, Magnoliopsida, Lamiales, Acanthaceae. The coding region runs from base 404 to 1090 and encodes 228 amino acids. The record is from RefSeq and is a predicted model, not a curated record. Gene Ontology annotation, biological process: regulation of gene expression. The transcript is spliced from 4 exons.